Messenger RNA from Marmota flaviventris (yellow-bellied marmot), 2248 nucleotides. The record is from RefSeq and is a predicted model, not a curated record. Lineage: Eukaryota; Metazoa; Chordata; Mammalia; Rodentia; Sciuridae.
AGACUAUCAAAGUAUUUUUCAACUGGACUGUCACUGCACUUGAACUUGGAAUCCUGUGACCUGAAGAACUGCAUUGGAGAAAAGGAAAAACUCCUGACAAAUGGGGAAUUAUAAAUCUAGACCAACCCAAACUUGUACUGACGAAUGGAAGAAGAAAGUCAGUGAAUCUUAUGUUAUUAUAAUAGGAAGAUUAGAAGAUGACCUGCAGAUCAAGGAAAAAGAAUUUACAGAACUAAAGAAUAUAUUUGGCUCUGAUGAAGCCUUCAAUAAAGUCAAUUUAAAUUACCGCACUGAAAAUGGGCUGUCACUACUACAUUUAUGCUGCAUUUGUGGGGGCAACAAGUCACAUAUUCGAACCCUUAUGUUAAAAGGGCUCCGCCCAUCUCGACUGACAAGAAAUGGAUUUACAGCAUUGCAUUUGGCAGUUUACAAGGACAGUGCAGAAUUGAUCACAUCCCUGAUUCACAGUGGAGCUGAUAUACAGCAAGCUGGAUACGGUGGCCUUACUGCUCUCCACAUUGCUGUGAUAGCUGGUCACCUAGAGGCUGCUGAUGUGUUAUUGCAACAUGGUGCUAAUGUCAAUGUUCAAGAUGCAGUUUUUUUCACUCCAUUGCACAUUGCAGCAUACUACGGGCAUGAACAGGUAACCCGCCUCCUUUUGAAAUUUGGUGCUGAUGUAAAUGUAAGUGGUGAAGUUGGAGAUAGACCUCUCCACCUAGCAUCUGCAAAGGGAUUCUUUAAUAUUGCAAAACUUCUGAUGGAAGAUGGAAGCAAAGCAGAUGUGAAUGCUCAGGAUAAUGAAGACCACGUCCCACUCCAUUUCUGUUCUCGAUUCGGACACCAUGAUAUAGUGAAGUACCUGCUCCAAAGUGAUUUGGAAGUUCAGCCUCAUGUUGUUAAUAUCUAUGGAGACACCCCUUUGCACCUGGCAUGCUACAAUGGCAAAUUUGAAGUUGUUAAGGAAAUCAUUCAAAUAACGGGAACAGAAAGUCUGACUAAGGAAAACAUCUUCAGUGAAACAGCUUUUCACAGUGCUUGUACCUAUGGAAAGAGCAUUGAUCUGGUUAAAUUUCUUCUUGAUCAGAAUGUUGUAAAUAUCAAUCACCAAGGAAGAGAUGGCCAUACAGGAUUACACUCUGCUUGCUACCAUGGUCACAUUCGCCUGGUUCAGUUCUUACUGGAUAAUGGAGCUGAUAUGAAUCUAGUAGCUUGUGAUCCCAGCAGGUCUAGUGGUGAAAAAGAUGAGCAGACAUGUUUGAUGUGGGCUUAUGAAAAGGGCCAUGAUGCCAUUGUCACACUCCUGAAGCAUUAUAAGAGACCCCAGGAUGAACUGCCCUGUAAUGAAUAUUCUCAGCCUGGAGGAGAUGGCUCCUAUGUGUCUGUUCCAUCCCCAUUGGGGAAGAUUAAAAGCAUGACAAAAGAGAAAGCUGAUGUUCUCCUCCUAAGGGCUGGAUUGCCUUCACAUUUCCAUCUUCAACUCUCAGAAAUUGAGUUCCAUGAGAUUAUUGGCUCAGGAUCUUUUGGGAAAGUAUAUAAAGGACGAUGCAGAAAUAAAAUAGUGGCUAUAAAACGUUAUCGGGCCAACACUUACUGCUCCAAAUCAGAUGUGGAUAUGUUUUGCAGAGAGGUGUCUAUUCUCUGCCAGCUCAAUCAUCCCUGUGUAAUUCAGUUUGUGGGUGCUUGCUUGAAUGAUCCCAGCCAAUUUGCCAUCGUCACUCAGUACAUAUCAGGAGGUUCUCUGUUUUCCCUCCUUCAUGAGCAAAAGAGGAUUCUUGAUUUGCAGUCUAAAUUAAUUAUUGCAGUAGAUGUUGCCAAAGGUAUGGAAUACCUUCACAACCUGACACAGCCAAUUAUACACCGUGACUUGAACAGCCAUAACAUUCUUCUCUAUGAGGAUGGGCAUGCAGUGGUAGCAGAUUUUGGAGAAUCAAGAUUUCUACAGUCUGUGGAUGAAGACAACAUGACAAAACAACCUGGGAACCUCCGCUGGAUGGCUCCAGAGGUGUUCACGCAGUGCACGCGCUACACCAUCAAAGCCGACGUCUUCAGUUACGCUCUGUGUCUGUGGGAACUCCUCACCGGCGAGAUUCCUUUCGCCCACCUUAAGCCAGCAGCUGCAGCAGCAGACAUGGCUUACCACCAUAUUAGGCCUCCCAUUGGCUAUUCCAUUCCCAAACCCAUAUCAUCUUUGCUGAUGCGAGGGUGGAAUGCAUGUCCUGAAGCAAACGCCUCCUUUUUCGAAAGGUAA